AUGUUCACGGUGUUUCUAUGUAUUGUGGUGUUCAUACUUUGGUCUUGGUUAAGACCUAGGCAUGGUGCACCUCCUUUGAUACCUGGAUGCUGGCCGCUUAUAGGACAUUCUCAUCAGCUCAUUGGAGAUCGUAAAUAUCUAUGGAAACGAUCACAAAAAACUGGCGCAAUAUGUCGCGAAAUGGGCGGAGUUGCGGCAUUUCUAGUCGGCUCUUAUUCAUAUUAUGUGAUAAGUGACCCGGAUGACUGCUUGGUGGUAUCAAAUACCUGUUUAGAUAAACCUUACUGCUACAAUUUUAGUAAGAGGCUUAUGGGUAAUGGAUUGAUUACGUCGGAAGCCUCUCUUUGGAAAAUUCACCGUAAACUGCUGAACCCGGCGUUCAGUCAGCAAAUGUUAACAACGUUUUUGCAUGAAAUAAAUACUCAAGCACGAAGUUUUGUCUCUCAGUUAGCUUCAAAAGUAGGAGAAGAACCAUUUGACGUGCGCCCACAUUUUGUCAAAUUCACACUGUCGACUGUUAGUCGGACCUCACUAGGGCUAAGCGCUGAAGACCAAACUAUCAUAAACAAUGAGUAUGCAGAAACAGUGGAAGAAUUAUUCGCAGUGUUCUGCAGUAGAUUUCAAAAAGUAUGGCUACAUUUGUCAUGUUUUUAUAACAUGAGUGUUUUGAAGCAGAAGGAAGAUCAACUCUUGAAGAUAUUGCACGGAAUAAUGAAUUAUGUAAUAAACAAAAGGAAAACAGAAUUGAAAGGUAAUAAGGAAUCGGAGAUAACAUAUGACCCGAAUUCAGGUAAAUUCAAACCAGCACUAGAUCAUCUGCUAAACCUAGCUGAAGAACAAGACGCGUUCACAGAUGAUGAGAUCAGAGAACAUUUAGACACCAUAGUGGCAGCCUCUUACGACACGACAUCUUCGGCGCUUACUUACACAUUGAUACUCCUUGGAUCUCAUCCUGAUGUACAGCAAAGAGUGGUUGACGAAUUGCGAGAAGUGCUUAAAAAUAGAGACGUUGAUGUUAGCAAAGAUGAUCUACCAAAGCUAGUGUAUUUGGAAGCAGUUAUCAAAGAGUCCUUAAGGUUAUAUUCUGUGGUACCUUUUAUUGCCAGAAAAAUUGAUACGCACGUAAAAUUAAAAAAUUACACUUUACAACCUGGCACAACUUGCAUGAUACUUAUGCAUAGUAUCCACCGUGACACCAAGCUAUGGGGUGCUGAUGCAGACCUCUUCAAGCCAGAGCGAUGGCUGGACCCUGAAACUCUGCCGACCCACCCUAAUAGUUUUGUUCCUUUCGGUUUUGGCAAACGACAUUGUAUUGGUAAACUGUACAACAUGUACGUUAUGAAAACUGCUCUUGCGCACAUUUUGCAGAGAUUCUGCGUUUCUGGGAAUAUCGAUAAUGUAGUUACUGAAUACGAUAUUGUAUUAAAACCAGUUUUAGGACAUCACAUUAGUUUAAGUUCAAGGAUAUGAUUUGUUUAUGGUUUUACCUACGAUCGUGAAUAAUUACAAUUAUGCUAAUUAAUAAAUUAUAAAAAAUAA
This is a messenger RNA of Helicoverpa zea (corn earworm), 1539 nucleotides long. RefSeq names its product cytochrome P450 4C1-like. Gene Ontology annotation, molecular function: monooxygenase activity; iron ion binding; oxidoreductase activity, acting on paired donors, with incorporation or reduction of molecular oxygen. The coding region runs from base 1 to 1470 and encodes 489 amino acids. The record is from RefSeq and is a predicted model, not a curated record. The transcript has 10 exons. NCBI's taxonomy places the organism in Eukaryota, Metazoa, Arthropoda, Insecta, Lepidoptera, Noctuidae.